ACAUUUCCCUUUCCAUUGAGGAGACGAACAAGAUUCGUGCCAAACUGGGACUGAAGCCAUUGAAGGUUGAGAACUCUGUUGCAAAGACAGAAGGAGAUGAAGAGGAAAGCAAGGGUGAUGACACGGAGGGUGUCAAGGAACAGAAGGCAGGCACGAGUACACUGGAUGAGUUUGUACAUAAACCUGCAGAGAACCUAGCUCAGAAGUUACAGGUAGAGAAAUUGAGAGAAAAGAUAGCACUACAGAGGGAAAAACGUCGCAUCAAAGAAAAGCUGAAGAAAGUGAAGACCCUUGGAGAAUCUGACAGUGAUGACGAGACUGCCAGUUCUUGGGUUAAGAAGUCAAGACUAAUAGAAAAGGAAAAGGCUGCUGCAGAGAAAAGGAGCAAGAUGCUGGAGGAGUUGGAUGCACAGUUUGGCAUUGGAGAUUUGGUUGAAAAGGAGAUGACUGAGCAGAAGACUAAGAAGUACAAUCGUGGUGACCUCUCGGGGAUGCUUAUUGAGCAUGAGAUGAAAAGGUUUGAGGAAGGCCGAACAACUAUUUUAACCCUCAAAGACAGCAAUAUCUUGGAUGAUAAAGAAGAUACCCUUGUAAAUGUUAACAUGGUUGAUGAUGAGCAUGUGGAGAAGAAUCUCAAGCGAAGAUUGAAGAAGACCGAUGACAAAGAAUAUGAGGCCCCAGAAGUAGACGAAUUUGGGAAUAUUGUCCAGAAUUCUCUCCUCACCAAGUAUGAUGAAGAAAUUGAAGGGGAGAAGAAAACAAGCUUCAGAUUGGGUACUGGUGGGGAGUCUUUCGCUGCUGAUAUUGAAGAGGGCCAAAGUGGCAUUCCUCCAAGCAUGAGAAAGAUGGCCAAGUUAAGGCAGCUGCAGUCCCUAGAUUUGCCCCAGACACAGCUAGCCUCUGAGUACUUCACAGAGAAGGAAAUGGUGAGUUUCCGCAAGGUUAAGAAGACCAAGAAAAAGAAGAAAAAGAAGUUGACUGCAGAUGACUUGGAGCCUCUAGAGGAGGACUCACUAGUGCACCUCGGAUCCAGAACUGCCAGACAUGCCGAGUGCCCCUAGAGGAAACCAAACCCACUGGCAGGAAAGCAGUGACACUCCAGGAUCUGCUUGAGGAGGAAGAACAGCCGGCUGUAAAAGAAGAGGCAAUGGAAGUGGAAGAAGGUCAGGAGAGCGAGCAAGAUGACAUAGAACUCCAAGAGGCUUUGGCCAGGUCUCGCAGGGCUAAGCUUGCACAGGCGGCUCAGCCGAGCAGUGAGAGAAUCACAGAGCAGUUGAAAAAGGAAAAGGUUGUAGAACAGAUAGAACCAGAGGAUGACGCAGUGAAAGUAGAUGCUGCAAAUCUUGUCAUGACUCUCAACACCACUGAUGAAUUUUGCCGCACACUAGGAGACAUACCCACUUAUGGUCUGUCAGGAAAUCGUGCAGAAGAAGACCAAAGUAUGUUGCAACUCCAGCAACCAAAAGAAAAGGAAGCCCAGGAACCACGAGGAGCUUGGGAAGAAGUAGGAAUUGAUGACACUCGUGUGGAAAUCACAGACCACAUGACGGCCCCAAUCUUAGAGGAGGAGCCUGAUGCCAGCAAGGGUGUUGCCAAUGCCUUGAAGUUAGCUCUCAAGAAGGGUUACUUGGAGAAAACCAAUAUAUCCAAGUCUGCUAAUGCUGCAUUGCAACAUCUCAGAGCAGUUCACUACAGCAUUGAAGACAAAGCAGUGGAUGAUGAUCGAAGGGGAAGUCGAGGUGAGCGAUACAUUGGGCCAGUCACCGAGUUCAAGGAGAAGGAUAAGUACAAGCCAGAUGUGAAGUUGGAGUACGUGGAUGAUGAGGGACGCAAACUCAAUGCCAAAGAAGCUUUCAGGUAUUUGUCCCACAAAUUCCAUGGGAAGGGGUCAGGAAAGAAUAAAACUGAGAAACGAAUGAAGAAGUGGAAUGAAGAGUUACUGAUGAAACACAUGAGUUCCUCAGAUACGCCACUGCAGACGCUGGAGCGGCAGCGAGAAAAGCAGAAACAGCUAGGAGCUGCUUAUCUUGUUUUGUCUGGGAGCAAGACACAGGAAUCCAUGGAUGUCAAGAAGUGAUUGAAAUUGGGCUUUAGAAUGCAUAUAUAUUUCUUUCUUUUGUUCAAACCUUUUCUUGUCUUCUCAUUUUUUCUUAUUAGUCAUGGCUUUUUUUUAUAUAUAAAAAUCUUACUUAUUGUCAUAUUGUCUUAUGUGGAUAAAACUUCAGUUUAAUUUUUUUCAUCACAUAUAAAACUAAAAACAAAAACAAAAAAAUUUAUGAAUUGGAAACUAAAUAUUUUUGGCAACAAAAAUAAUUGUUAGAAAGUCAUGUGAUUUUACCUAGACAGAGUCUAAUUUCAGACUACUAUGUAUUUUUGGACAAGGCAAAAAAACAUUAAUAAUGAAUAAAUUAGGCAUACUGAA
Molecule: messenger RNA, 2422 nt
Organism: Penaeus monodon (black tiger shrimp)
Lineage: Eukaryota; Metazoa; Arthropoda; Malacostraca; Decapoda; Penaeidae
Product: U4/U6.U5 tri-snRNP-associated protein 1-like
Biological process (GO): maturation of 5S rRNA; mRNA cis splicing, via spliceosome
Cellular component (GO): U4/U6 x U5 tri-snRNP complex
Source: RefSeq, a predicted model, not a curated record